Lineus longissimus is the source of this 8161-nucleotide messenger RNA. RefSeq names its product F-actin-uncapping protein LRRC16A-like. Gene Ontology annotation, cellular component: plasma membrane; lamellipodium. Gene Ontology annotation, biological process: cell migration; regulation of Arp2/3 complex-mediated actin nucleation. The transcript is spliced from 39 exons. The record is from RefSeq and is a predicted model, not a curated record. NCBI's taxonomy places the organism in Eukaryota, Metazoa, Nemertea, Pilidiophora, Heteronemertea, Lineidae. Bases 154 to 4638 code for a protein of 1494 amino acids. Gene Ontology annotation, molecular function: protein binding.
AACAUGGCGAAAUUUGGUGACACUCCCUCGUUCAUUUCCGCAUUUGGAGCGUGAAUCUAAAUGCUGUUUUCGACAUAAAAACAAAAGGAAAUAACAAAAUUGGCAUCAUCGGAUUAUCUUUGUUUAUCUGAGUUUGUGACUGAGCUGAGUAAAAUGGAAAUCAACAUUCCAAAGGAUGUGUUGGAGGCGGUCAACAACGUUCUCGACAAUCGCAUCAAGUAUCCUAUCAAGCGGUUGGUGCGCAUGGACACCAAGCAGGAUAAGAUUGAGCACAAAGUUGCGGUUUUUUCCAACAGCCGCAUAUUUAUCCUGGCUGCCAGGUCACCAUCCAAGGUCGAGCAGAGUGUCCAUUUCUUCAGUAUCCGGGGAUUAGAAAGCAAGAAACCAAAUCAGCUUGUGAUCUCCUUGGAUGAUGAUGGCAGGUCAAACGAAACGAAGAAUCUUUAUUUCCGCACGAUGGAAGGAGAAACAGACGAGGUCAACACCAUGGUAGCCCACGUCGCUGUCUCCCUCAAACAAGUCUUCCCGGGAGUAGCCAUAGAGAGAUUAAUCAAGACGAUAGAUGUUGCCCCUGCCAGCCGACUUGAUGCUAUGUACACCUCCUUGAAGGAGCUUGAGUUGAAGGAUAUCGGACCAUGUGGGGGCUUCACUUCCAUGUAUAACUUCAUGUGUGACUACCAUAGCCUCAUGCAACGAGAGGAGGUCACAUGGGAUGUUGAUACCAUCUACCUCUCCAAUGGGACCAAGGAGCUUUCACUUGGUGACUUUGACCACUUAGACAAUAAGGACUUGACGCCGAUAAUCUCCUCCCUGCGACACAAUCCGUGGUUCACCGUCAUAAACUCAAGUGGCACCAAGUUGAUCACAGACAAUAUGAACGAGUUGAUAAAAGUCAUGAAGAAGAAUAAGGUGAUAGAGGAGUUGCAUCUUGCCAGUGUUGGCGUCAAAUUUGAAUUUGCCAACCGAUUGUCCACAGCCUUGCUAUCAAACUCAGGUAGUCCUCUCCACACGCUGGAUAUCUCAGGCAAUCAAAUUGAAGACAGAGGUAUCAUUCACCUUGCCAGUCCCCUCGGAAAACUCAGUAAAGGAAUCGUGAAACUAAACCUCGCCCGAUGCAACCUCACCCCCAAGGGUAUCAAUCGACUCGCCGAGAGCCUUGGCUCGAACAAGUUCACAUCGAGUACGCUAACGACACUCUGUCUAGCUGGAAACUCACUGAGGGGCGAUGAUAUAACUAGUUUCUGUAACUUCCUUGCUCAACCUAAUGCCAUUGUCAACUUAGACCUAUCAGAUACGGAAUGUGCUCUAGAUAUUCUAUGCGGUGCUUUGAUACGCGGAUGUACACAGAGUUUGAGUGAUGUCAAUCUCUCUGGUAACGUCUUCACAAACAAGAAGGUCAAGGACAUCUGCGUGCCGCCAUCUUGGAAACAAUUCUUUGCAGCUGCCAUGUCACUCGAAAAAGUCAAUCUGUCCAACUGUAAACUACCUGCUGAGGCAUUGAAAGCCCUAAUCACCGGCAUUGGUACCAACAGGAAUAUACAAGAGUUGGACUUGGACAUCAGCAGUAACGAGUUCAGGUCAGCCGGGGCGCACAUCAUUCAGGGCAACAUUGCGGAGAUAACGAAUAUUGCAUCGCUAGAUAUUAGUGACAACGGCUUUGAUGUUGAGCUGAUUGGGAUAGUGAGCUGGAUAUCAAAAAAUAAAUCCAUCAAGAAGCUGUCCAUAGGAAAGAAUUUCUCUAAUAUUCGAGCGAGGAGUUCUGUUCAAGCCCAGGCAAAAAAAGUGAUAAAACGAGAGGAGAUCUUGUUGAACAGACAACACGUGUCUCAGGUGCUAGAAAGUGUGGUGCAAAUGAUUCAAGAGGAUGACUCGCCAAUUCAAACGCUGUCAUUAGCUGGUUCUAAGCUGAAGAACGAUAUUGCCCUCCUCAUCAAUGCCAUGGGAAGUAACACGAGCCUCACCAAGAUUGAUAUAAGCGGAAACAACAUGGGCGACUACGGUGCGAGGAUGUUAGCCAAGGCGCUCCAGAUCAACACUAAACUGCAGACCAUAUACUGGGAUCAGAACAACACCACUGCCCAGGGCUUCCAUGAUGUUGCAAAUGCACUUAAAAAUAACUACACAUUGAAGUACAUGCCCACUCCAGUCUGUGACGCUUCCAAGUGCACCAAUGAACGGGCACAGGCGGCUUUAGAAAAGAUUGAGUCCUUGCUGCACAGAAACCACAGCCCAAGGAAAUUCAACAGUGAUAAGUCUUUUAGACUACAACAUGGCUUCCUCAUCAGCUCAAGCCUACAGAUGGUUGAUCGCUUGGUGCUACAGAUCCAGGAGACUAUCGCCGCACUCAGCAAGGAUCCGAACACGCAGACGGCUGCCAAGGUGGAGAGGGCAAAACAGAUCAUAAAAGAUGCAGAGAAUUCAAAACAUUUACUGCUGAAGCUACAAGAAGUUGCACUCUUGUCUGAGGAGAAGGGCAGCAUGCUGGACACGACACUCGCAACCAUGACAGAUGAUCUCAAGAAAGUUUUAGAAGACCAACUGGAGCGAAAUCUAACAGACAUGUUGAAAUCCGCUGAAGAACAAUGUCCAACUGUGAUGGAAGCUGAUGAAGAGUCGAAAGAAGAGAUCAUGAUGGCCUGCAACGAGAAGUCUGCCCUGCCCAAGAACUACGUGAAGGGCUUGAUUAUACACCAGGUUGGCACUGAUAUGUUCAAUAAAAUGAGUGAAAUCAACCUGAAUGUAGCGGCGUACAUGUCUGACCGAAUCACUGAUACGGUGCUAGAACAGCUGACGGCAUGCCAUAGGAGCUUAGUUGAUUGUUUGAAUUCGAUGAUCAGCAGUCAACCAGACGUCAAGGUGGACGAGUCUGAUAAUAAUGAGGAGAUUAUCAAAGACAAAGAUGCGGAGAUCACUGGCGAGGGAGAUCUUCUGCGCCUAGUUUUGAAAGCUUCUUCUUCGAAAUACAGCGAGAAGAGGAAAAGUUAUCUCAGCCGUCGCGUGCGGCCACAGUCGUUUGUAGAUCCUCAGUUUGGCGACACCGAUAACGACUCGCAUGCAGUCGAAAAACAUGUGCAUGAAGUGGUAAAGGAAGAUAAAGCUCGCAAGAAGCCAAUAGUCAAGGUCAAGCAGCAUGAUGAAGCUGACGGAGAAAGAGCAGACGUCGUACUUGACUUGCCGGCCUUAUCUUCCCAUCAGCCAAGCCUCGGUGCUUCAACCGUAACAAAGGGUCGCCCACGGGCAACUCGGACAGUACGCCCGUCGACCCGACCUCCACGUCCGACCCCGAGUAACGAUGAAGACAGAGUGGAUGAAGGAAUGGACGCGUUCUUUGAAUCGACAAAAGUUGACAGGGAAUUCGUUCAGUUACCGAAUAAACCUGAGGAAGACAAACCGGAAAAAACAAAGUUUGAGGAAGUCAAACCAGCAAAAAAAACUGGAAAAACGAACUUUUUUCACAAAAGUAAAGAACCUAAAGAGGAGUUAUCGCCACCGGAAAAGACGGAAACGAAGGAGAAAAGCCCCGCCAAAGCUGGUGGUUUUAGCCUCGGCGGACUAAUUGGAAGGAAGAGGUCGAAUAAGGAGGUGACCAAGUCGGCCUCUCCAGCUAAAGAUGUCACAAAGAAGGAGGAAGCCGUGGCUGAAGUCAGUGAGAAGCCAGACGAAGAAGAGGCAAAAGAACCUGAACGGAAACCUGUGUCUGUUCCUAAGAUGGCCUUGCCAGGGAUGGGCAAGGGGCUGGGAGGUGGAAACCUCAUGGCUGAGAUGGCCAGGAAACGUGAAGAAAGGGAGAAGAGGGAAGCAAAGUUGGAAACUAGUGGUGCUAACAGUGGCAAUGGUAAAAAUAGCCAGGAAAUGAAGCCCAGACCUGUGGCAGCAUUACGUUCUAAGGAUAUGGCAGACGGGGAAAAACCUGUGCCAAAGCCACGGCCUAACAGCAAGAGGGUCUCAGAUGGGAUUGAUGGAAAACCAGCAAUUACAAAAGACAAACCCGCCCUUCUUCCACCAAAACCAGCCGCUAGGGCCAAGAAGCCCAGCCCCGCAAAGGAGAUCCCAGGUGAAAAGGUUGAAUUACGCCAGUCAUCCGAAGGAGGUGAGGAACCUAAACGCUUGUCAAUAAAGGAUCGCAUUGCCAAUCUAAGUAAAGCACCCGAGCAUGAAUCCCAUAACGAGCCCUCAGACUCAGUGCCGAAAUCACGCUCUCUUCCACGAGGGAUUCAACCAAACUUUGCAGCAAUGAUAGGAGAACGACCCCUAUCAAUGUAUGCCAAGCCUGCAGGGGACAGCUCCGUAAUCACCAAAAAAAGUCGGGACUCUGCAUCGCCAGAUGAAGAAUUAGACGGAGAUGAAGAAUUAGACCGAGAUGAGAAGGAGGAAAGGGUUUCGAGUACAGGUAGCCAUGACAGUGGGGAAGCUGAGAUGAAACAUGAAAUUGAUAUCCAGGUCAAGCAAGAGGUCACGGCUAUUGUCACUGAAAAAGAAAAUGUCAUGAAAGACUCUGAGGAUUCAGAGGAAGAUGACAUUGAAAAUAAUAACGAAAGGGCGGAAGAUAAGUUGAAACCUGAAGAAGAGAAACCCAGCGCUCCGACCCACAAGGUGGACUUAUUUGAUGAAAAUGAGGAUGAUGCCACUCCUGUGUGAUUGUAGACGCAGCAGAAUCGAAAAGUCAUCCUGGAGACUUGAUGAGGUUUUGAUAACCCACAUGUAUGAUGUGAUAAACAGUGAUAAUGUUAAAAAAAUAAGGUUUGGUCGUAUGUUACAGUGAUUCGGAGGCCAGGCUCUAAAUUGUUGGUUAUGGAGCCCCCUUCUCCCCAAUUCCUUGGGGUCAAAGUCAUUUUUCAAGCACAUGUGCUGCUGUAUGGUAGUGCUUUGACAACCAAAUUUUCAUAAUCUGCCAAAAUGAAAAUUGUAAUUUAUUGAUAUUUCUGAAGCAAUGUGCUUAUCAUUCUUGUUCAUAUCACUUGAGCAAAUGUUUCUAUUGUAAUUCUGUCUAUGCAUUCAUGAUAUGACUAACGACAAUUUUUGUACUCUCCGAAACUAUUGUUUAUAUUAACCUUGGGUGGUUCUUGCUGUACCGACAGAAAAUCCAUAAUUUGUGAAUUCCAAAUUUGCAUACUUCAGUGAACUGCUUCUACAAAACGACAUUUUCUCAGAUAAAUCUGGUUUAUUAUUCCAUGUUUUGAUAUGUUGAGGAAAAGCUCAUUACUAUUUGCCAUAUGAAUUCCGCUUUACACAUUUUCGAGGAGGCUCUUUGAUAACACUAUACUCUAUUGGGACCAACCUAUUAUUCCAAGGUAUGUUUUAAACCAGCAAAUUGCAGAUGUUAAAAAGUUGGAAAGAUCAAUAUUUAGCUAAAUCAUGUAAACGAUCUUUCAUUUUGGACAAGUUUUGUAUUGUGCAUGUAGUUUGCUUCUCCAAACCUGAAAGCUAAAGACAAUAGUAGGUUGUCGACCAAAUCCAAAAAGCUGUAUUUAAGUGCAAUGGUUGAUAUACUUUACUCAAUUAAGCAUAAGCAUAGAGUAUAGCAUCAGUGAAGUACUCCAAAUCUCCUCUAUAAGACCAACUGCAUGAAACCUUAGAAAUAGGCAUCUUUAAUGGUAUGUAGCCUUUGAUUUCUGAAAGUUUCAUGAACUGUAUUUGUACUUGAUCAAUUCUUACUGCUUUCAAUACUUAUUUUAUUAGUGCUUUUUAGCUCACCUCUUAGCAGAGGUGAGCUUAUCCCAUACCGUGGCGUCCGUCGUCCGUCGUCGUCGUCGUCGUCGUCGUCGUCGUCGUCGUCGUCCGUCGUCCGUUAGCAGGGCACGUUUCGUAACUGUUAGAGCUAUUGAGUUGAAACUUGGUACACAUGUACCCUUAUGUAAUGACACCUUGGAGACCAAGUUUCGGUCUGAUUCGUUUCAUGGUUUGGCCACCAGGGGGCCAAACGUUAAAAGUGAAAAUAUGCAAUAUCUCCCUUAAUAGUAGUCGGGAAAUUUUGAAAAAAAUAUGGUAGGUACUUCUAGCAAAGGUGCAUCAUAUAUCCUCCGGGUUUUUGAUUUGCCCUCCUUUUCAAGGUCACAGAGGUCAAAUGGUGUAAAUUGGCCGUUAGGAUGUAACGAUGGCACGUUUCUAAACUGCAAUGACUAUUGAUACCAAAUUUGGUACACAUUUACCCCUUAGUCAGGUGAUCUCAGGGACCGAAGUUUGGUCCAAUAUGAUUCACCACUUGACCACCAGGGGGCAAAAUCCAAAAACCUUAAAAAUGUGAUUAUUCCUUAACUUCUUGCCCGAUUGCCACCAAUUUGAUAUCAUGGGUACAUCUAACCACCAUACAGUAUAUGUCACACAGGUUUUUAAUUUGACCUUCUUGUCAAGGUCACAGAGGUCGAAUGGCGUAAAUUCGCCGUCGGGCCGUAACUAUGGCACGUUUCUUAACUGCAAUGACUAUUGAUCACAAAUUAAGUACACAUGUACCCCUUGGUCAGGUGAUCUCAGGUACCGAAGUUUGGUGCGAUCUGAUUUGCCGUUUGGCCUCCAGGGAGGGGGCCAAAUCCUAAAUUCUUCAAAAUGCCAUUAUUCCUAGUAAUGACUUGCCCGAUUGGCACCAAUUUUAUAUCAUAGGUACAUCUAAUUCUAACAACCAUUCAAUGUGUCACCCGGGUCUUCUUUGAUUUGACCUACUUUUCAAGGUCACAGAGGUCGAAUGUACUGUAAAUUGGCCAUUUUGGGGAAAUUGUAAUUGCUUGGACCUACAUCAAACCUAACACUACAUGACACAAUACCAUGCUCUUUAUCCAUCUUUCCUUCACAUGAGGUGAGCACAAUGGCCCUGGCCAUUUCAUUAAGACUUGGACAGUUGAUCCUAUAGAGAGGAUCUUAGAGUAAUGUCAUGCUAUUUGAAAAUAUGAAUAAUGGAUAAAUGCUUCGGAAAUUUCUAUGAUAUUUGUACAGCUAUAUACUAAAAGAGGGAGUUCGACCAUAUUGUAUAUUGGACAUGAACAUGUUCUGAAGACUUCUACAUAAAGUGUAUAUAGUAUUAUUAAAGGGGAAUAUUUUCAGUAUAUUACUUAUUUACUAAUUGUACAUGUAGUCUUAUACAUGAAACAUAAGAAGCCACGGUGGUGUAGUGGCUUGGAUAUCUGACUAGCUGUCAAGAUGUCCAUGGUUCGAUCAGGGAGGGGGGCCAUCAGCUGCUGAAUGGUAAAGUUAUUACUUGCCAUGAUAUUUUGAGAAGGGUAGGUAAUUCGGAUGUGGUGGGCAAUUGAAUGGCUGUAAAAGUUAUGGAUGUCCUAUCAUGGGAACGAUGUGCUGACCUGUGUCAGGAAUGCUGCAUGGAGAAGAUCAUUGUAUGGUUAAGUGCAUACAGAGGACAAGGGCUAGUAGCAGACACUUCAGGACGAAUCGAUACAAAAAUCGAAUACAAAAACUGAAUCAAAAUGGAUAAAGUGACUUUUCACCCACCGAAUUAUGAUUAUUAGUAAAUUGUUAUUGCUUUCAAAGAUUAUUGUUACAGGCUCUUUGAAUUUGUUGAGAAAUUUUGUAAGUUAUUAUGUGCAGAUUGUGUUAGAUUUUGCAAAGGUUACACACUGUGAGGACGCUAUUAAGCUGGUUUCAGUGUGUCUGUUUUACACAGGCCUAUUACAUGUAAUGUAGGCACCCUUCAACUGGCUUAAUAGCGUGUACACAGUAUUUAUAGCGGGAUGUACAUCAUGUAGAACUAUCAGGAGACUGCUUACUUACUUGAAUAGCCCCUUUAUUAUUGUAAAUUUGUAAAGUUUCUGGGACAAUAUAUGAAUUGUUAUCAAAUCAUCAGGUUGCACCUGUAAGCUAGCUGAUUAACAAGAGAUGUAGAAAAUUGUAACAAAAAAGUUAUGUUAUGUCAAUGUUUUGGCCCCCUUGCUCCUACCUAUAACCCCCCCCCCCCCCUUCAGGUUAAAGCCAAAUGUCUCUGAUGAAACACAGAGGCCUAUGCUUUGCUUAAGUUUAAAAAAAUGCAUCAAAAUUAUGAGUAGUGAUUGACUGAUGGUCAGAUUUAAGUUUUUAAUGAUAUUGACCCUAAUGGAGAAAGCUGUUCAUCUAUUUUUACCAUAAUUGCUUGUAUUGCUGAGUAAAUUAUGUCUACAUGAAAAUGUAUGAAUAUAUAUAUUCUAUAUCAGGUUAAAAUGAAACAAAAUAAAUAUUGCAA